Aspergillus versicolor CBS 583.65 is the source of this 1628-nucleotide messenger RNA. RefSeq names its product putative MFS transporter. Gene Ontology annotation, biological process: transmembrane transport. The transcript has 3 exons. Lineage: Eukaryota; Fungi; Ascomycota; Eurotiomycetes; Eurotiales; Aspergillaceae. The record is from RefSeq and is a predicted model, not a curated record. Gene Ontology annotation, cellular component: membrane. Bases 35 to 1522 code for a protein of 495 amino acids. Gene Ontology annotation, molecular function: transmembrane transporter activity.
CCGCACUUGUAUACACAUACGAUCAUCUGGCCUGAUGGAUAGCGUCAAAAUACCACAGGUAUCAUCGCCCAAAGGCGUAUCAGACAGCGAUGUAACUGUCGAGGGCAUCCAAGGGGCGAUAGGCGAUACCAUCGAUUCUCGCGCAGAGCGGGCGCUGGUCUGGAAAUUCGACCUGCGCAUCCUGCCGGUGCUGGCAAUCAUGUAUCUCUUCAACAGCCUCGACAAGUCCAACCUAGGCAAUGCGAAGACCGCGGGCUUGGAAGAGACGCUUCGGCUGCAGGGCAACCAGUAUAACCUAAUCCUCAGCAUCUUCUUCAUCCCCUACGUCUUGACUGCGCCUUUCCUCGCGGUGUUAGGCAAAAAAUACGGUCCGAAUAUCGUGCUGCCGUGCAUGAUGCUAACAUUCGGCUUAUGCACCAUCCUGGUUGUUGCUGUAUUCAAUUUUGGAGGGCUAUUGGCAAUCAGAUGGUUCCUUGGAAUGUCGGAAAGUGCCUUCUUCCCUCUGGUCAUCUACUAUCUCACGACAUUCUAUCGUCGCGGAGAGCUCGCUCGCCGUCUGGCCAUUUUCUAUGCCGCACAAAGCAUUGCCUCUGCAUUCUCCGGCCUUCUCGCCUUUGGCGUCUUCCGCAUCGGCUCUGGGCCCCUGGCAUCAUGGCGCUACCUCUUUCUCAUCGAGGGAGGCGGCACUGUUUUGUUCGCGAUAUUCACGCUCUGGUAUUUGCCAAGGUCAUCUACCGAAGCUACAUUCCUGUCGGACGACGAAAAAACCUUAGCCUUCAGGCGGAUGCAGCUUGACAGCUCAGCAGUUGUCAAUGAACGCCUGAAUAUCCGAGACUCUCUUCGGAUCUUCAAACAUGGUACGAGCUGGGCAAUCAUUGGUAUUCAGAUCUGCCUCGGCGUGCCCCUUCAGUCAGUCCAGCUGUUUCUACCCGUUAUCAUCAAACGACUGGGAUACGACACGGUCAAGACCAACCUGUACACCGUUGCACCCAAUGUAUCCGGCGCGGUGAUGCUUCUCAUUCUAGCAUUCUGCAGCGACUGGACGCGGUGGCGAUUCCCAUUCGUCGCACUCGGAUUCCUAUUCACCUUUAUCGGAAUGGUUAUCUUCGUUUCCAUCGAUGUUGAACGCGACAUCAACGUGGCCUACUUCGCCUCGUUUAUGAUGACCUGGGGCACAUCGGCCCCGUCUGUUUUACUAGAUGCAUGGUACAAUAACAACAUCGCGAGUGAAGGGAAGAGAGUCGUUCUGACCAGUGUUGCUGUACCCAUGGCUAAUCUGAUGGGCUUGGUGAGCUCUAAUAUUUUUCGCGACCAGGAUGCUCCGAAGUACUUGCCUGCGUUGAUUACUACAGCAGCGUUUGGGGGAGCUGGUAUUUUCUUUACUCUUGCUCUCGGCUUUUGGAUGAUGUAUGACAAUUCAAGGAGGAACCGGAGACAGGGUACUGUUCUCACGGCUAUGGAUGUACCCACGGAGAUGCUAAGGGAAGGGCCAGCGUCUCCAGAUUUCCGUUGGUUUUAUUAGACUUAUCUAUCGCUAGUGUAUCCUAAUCUGAACUGUCGAAUUUUAAUAUGAAUAAUGUAGCUGUAGCGAGUGUCUAGCCGUGUCCUGGGCUUGCCAUCGGCAGUAU